This is a messenger RNA of Plasmodium knowlesi strain H, 681 nucleotides long. Its product is annotated as calcyclin-binding protein, putative. Lineage: Eukaryota; Apicomplexa; Aconoidasida; Haemosporida; Plasmodiidae. Gene Ontology annotation, molecular function: protein-folding chaperone binding. The coding region runs from base 1 to 681 and encodes 226 amino acids. The transcript is spliced from 9 exons. The record is from RefSeq and is a predicted model, not a curated record.
AUGGAUAGCAGUUCCCUCCCGCACAUGGACCACCACGCGAACAUUCAGUAUGAACAGUUAGAGAAACUGAAGAAGACGAAGGUGUUGCUGAAUGAGAAGCUCAUUAGGCACGACUGGUCGCAGACCACCGACCGCCUUUUCUUAACUCUCUACAAGAAGGGCCUCCAUGAAAGCGAUUGCCUUUACUACGUUGACGAUGGCCAUCUCUCACUUAUUAUUAAAAUGGAUGGGGACGAGAUAUACCUCCUCGAAAAACGCCUCUUCUCAAAAAUAAUUCCCAGGCGGACCAGCGUUUCCGUAACACCAAUGAAAGUCGAAGUCACCCUUGAGAAGCUCCAACCAGGUGUUGAAUGGCCCCAACUCGAAAAACUCGAGGAAAGCGAAAAGGACAAAGCGAACGGACUAGCCCAAAACAAAGAAAACCUCCUCAACCCCUUCAGUGGAAAGAGCACCCACGAAUGGGACAAGCUAACAAAGUCAAUAAAGGAAGACGAAGACGAGGGAAACAUCGAUACCUUCUUCAGGAAAAUAUACAACGAAGGAGAUGAUGAUACGAAGAGAGCCAUGAUCAAGUCAUUUCAAACCUCCCGAGGGACGGUCCUCUCCACAAAUUGGAAGGAUGUCCAACACAAGAACUACGAACAGGACAAACCGGUACCUGACGACAAGGAAAUUGUUUGA